Beta vulgaris subsp. vulgaris (sugar beet) is the source of this 714-nucleotide messenger RNA. RefSeq lists its product as uncharacterized. The record is from RefSeq and is a predicted model, not a curated record. The coding region runs from base 1 to 714 and encodes 237 amino acids. The transcript has a single exon. NCBI's taxonomy places the organism in Eukaryota, Viridiplantae, Streptophyta, Magnoliopsida, Caryophyllales, Amaranthaceae.
AUGAUUGUAAAACCUUGGACACCAGACUUCAGCUUUAAGGAGGAAGUUUUAAAAAUUAUUCCAAUAUGGGUCAAGUUGCCUAACCUUCCAUUAAACUGUUGGAGCCCUGACUCUCUCAGUAGAAUUGGUAGUCUACUAGGGAUACCACUGUAUGCUGAUGAAUCCACUUCAAAGCAAAUGCGUAUCUCUUUUGCUCGUAUCUUGGUGGAAAUUGAUGUCACUAAGGAAAAGACACAGUCCAUUAUGGUGGAAGAUGCUAAUGGCAAGAUCAUAAAGCAGGAUGUAAGAUAUGAUUGGUGGCCUCCGUUUUGUCAGAAAUGUCAAAAAAUUGGACAUAAUUGUGGAGAGAAACAGUUCAAGCCACAACAAAACAAACCAAAAGUGGUGCAGAAAUGGGUUCCCAAGCAAACAAAUACUAUACCCACAGAAGUCAUCACUGUUGAUCCUAUUCCUGGGGACACAGUUGUUGGAGAAAGACAAAGCCAACCAGCUGCAGUGGUGGAAAAGGGCUCAUCUAACCCUCUUAGUGCAAUUACUACACCUGUACAACCAAUUGUUCAUCAAUGGAAGAUGGUGACUAGGAAGAACAAAGGGAAGAGGGUUAUUGUUCCAUGCUCUGACAGUAAUGAAGAAUUCCUUCUUGAGGAACAAGGUGAAGAACCAGAAGAGGAAAACAAUGAUGAAAUAGCGGGUGAAAAGCCUUAUUUAUCAUGA